UGCACGCGUCCCCAACCCUUGCCUAACCACGCUGCUAUUAAACUUUGCUAAGUAUACGUAACAUAAACAGAUUUGUGCUGUCUAUAAAAAAAAAACAUGCUACGGAUUGUGUGAAAGUGUCUACCAGUUUAAGUGUUGUGCUUUCCCGUAAUGAUAAUAAAACACCUUGAAUUUGACAGCCCGUGGAGGAAUUAACCCAGAUUUAGUUGAAAGGCGGGACGAUGAUUACGUACGCCGAAACAUGGAGGUGAAACGUCAUGAGAAGCCGGGCAACCUGUCGCCCAUAAACCCGGCUAUACACAAGGAAGAAGACGGAAAGACGUCCAGAUCGAGCAGCAAGUCUGAGAAGGAUUUAAGGGUUAUCCAGGACAAGUCUCCCAGCGACGACGGGUUAAGAAGAAGUGAGAGACGCCUGUCAAGAGCUAGUGAAAGUUCUAGAGAUACUUUUGACAGACAAGACUCAAAAUCCACACUAAGCCCGAAGGUAUCGCGCAAGUACUUCACCAACUGGCGCCAGGCAUGCGAUAAGACGAAGGACAAAACGAAGGAAUUGCUGAAGCGGUGGAGGACGUUGCCUGAAACGGAAGUGCCUGGAAACCCGAUGCAAGAGGCCGAGCGCAGUGAAGAGGAGAAACAUCACGGAUGGAGUGUACACGUAUGGACCACAUGGGUGAACCGAUGCAGCCAGGACCUGGAGUGUCUAGACCUAGAAGAGGAGCAGCCUUUAGCACAACUAAGUUCCAUACAGACAGACAAGAUGACGUUAUUUUUUACGGAGCUUCUUGACCAUGAUAGAGAUGACGUCAUUUGUGAUCAGGAUUUUGACAAUUUUUUUGAGAAACUGGCGCACUUCGCAGACUGGUCGACCAACUCGUCCGAAUUUCACAUAAUGUUGGAAGUCAAAAGGGAAUUCAUCGAGCAUUUUAUCAACCCAUUACCUACCAAGUGGGCCGAGUUACCGUACUACAAGAGAGUGUGUGGACCUGAAGCUGGAGGCAUGGCUGGGAGAACUACCCUAGAAGGCUGGUUGGCGAGAUGGGCGCUACAACUCUCAGAAAUGAAACGUUUCGUAGAUCUACCACUUUACCUACAAUACCUUUGCAAGAUUGUAUUUCACGUUAUAGAUAGAGAAAAUAUGGGCGAAAUACGGAAACCUGCCCUGGCGGCAUUUUACCGCUCAGUAAUCGGGCUGUCUGCCAAAAGGAUCGAAGAGAUUAUCGAUACGGCCUACGACAGGAUGACCAGCAAUAGCUACCUAAUUCUCGACUACGGAACAUUCGUGCAUUGUUUCACCAACUGGCUAAUGGGGAAAAACCCAAAUGGACCCGGACAGUGGGUGCUGGUGCCACCAAAGGAUGCACUACCACAGCCGCCGUUCCCAGUUGACUAUAGUGCUUUGAACACCGAGCCAGCGAAAUUGGAACCCUAUGCACCCGACAAAAAGACUAAUAGACAUUCUGUCAUAGUAUAGAUCACUAUAUCCUACUAAUAUUAUAAACGCGAAAGUUUGUAUGGAUGUUUGGAUGUUUGUUACUCUUUAACGCCGCUACUACUGAAGCGAUUUGGCUAAUAUUUGGAAUGGAAAUGUAAUUUACUCUGGAUUAACACAUAGGCUACUUUUUAUCCCGUAAAUAUCCGUGGUUUCCCGAAAUUUGCGAAAACUGAUGAUUUUAAUGAUAUGAAUGUUUGUUACUCUUUCACGCCUCGACUACUUAACCGAAUUAGCUGAAAUUUGGCAUUGAGAUAUAUUAUAGCAUGGAUUAACACAUAGGCUACUUUUUAUCCCGGAAAAAUCCAUGGUUCCCGAGGGAUUUGUGUAAAACUAAAUUCCACGCGGACGAAGUCGCGGGUGUCUGCUAGUAGUAAAUAAAGAAGUCAAUGAUGCUUGUUUGGUUAUACACAAAUCUCUACUAACAGAACAGAGCCAGAGAAAUAAAUGGUCAGACAAAUCUGUAUGAUGUAGUAUGUAUCUACCUGCUGGUUAUAAAAUAAACCUCUCAUUCGUUGGUACAUUGGAAAAGCACACGAUAGGUUAACUAUCAUAUCCAUCGGUUCUCUACUUUCCAUCCUAAAAAAAACAAAGUACCUGUCAACUUAUAUAGAGAUUCAUGUACUAAAGCUUGGCAAGUUCGUUGAUGACACUCCCUUGAUAUGCGGGCGACGGGAAAAAAGAACUGCGCGGAUGUGAAGUCGAGCGCGCGGGGCAUCGCUACCUUCCUCCCGGUCCGCGAUGACACUCCCUUGAUAUGCUGGCGACAGGGGGAAAGAACUGCGCGGGUGUGAAGUCGAGCGCGCGGGGCAUCGCUACCUUCCUCCCGGUCCGCGAUGACACUCCCUUGAUAUGCGGGCGACAGGGGGAAAGAACUGCGCGGGUGUGAAGUCGAGCGCGCGGGGCAUCGCUACCUUCCUCCCGGUCCGCGCGGACCAUCGGGAGUGUUACGAACGAAUUUGCCAAGCUAUAGCAUCAUUACUUCACCAAGCAAGUUUUAAAAAUGUAAAUAUACUAAUUACCUUUAGUUUACCAACUAAUGUACAAUGCUUAAUUGCAAGAACGCGUAACUAGACUAGGGUUAAUUCCUUCUCCUACGGUAUCUAAGGGUUCUAAAUAAGAUUGGGGUAGGCAGUGUAUUUCUUUAUCUUAGAUAUCUAUGAAUUACACGCCACUGAUGACAAGAAACAAAUUAAAAAAAACUCUACCGACAGAUGUUGUCUAUGGAUAUUUUGACCGUUUACAAAGUUUAAAAUAUUUACGAAUAAAAAUGGUGUUACAAAAAAAUGCAAUUAAUAGGUUGUUAGUUUAAUACUAGGUAACUAAUAACGUAUACGUAAUUAACACGUGAAUUGAUAUUAGUCAGGAAACCUUGUACCUAUAAUACAAAACCUACAGGGUUAUUAUGUAACUCGGUGUAUAAAUAAAGGUCGCCAUUGACGGUCAAUUAUUCUCACGUUUCUGAAAAGCAAACGGCAGCAUACAAGUACAUAUACAAGUCAUGUACGCAGUAACCAACACACGAUCAAUUAUAGUCAUGGGUGCUACAGAAACGUGAGAAUAACUGACCGUUUGUGGCUAGCAUUAUACCAUUCAAGUAAUCAGUCACUACAACGUUUUUAUCAUAUUUUCGUUUUCAACAUCAUCUAACAUUGUGUUUUCAACGAAAUGACAUAAUUAUCGUAAUUUUAUGUAAAGAAACAUUAGUAGUGGUAGUAGCAAGUAGUAACGUUAUUUCAACGAAAAACUGGUAGGCAUAUUUACUGAAUUUCGUUGAAAUAACACCGAGAUACAUAACAGGCCCGAUGAUGUACCUAACUACUAAGUUUUAGAUAUGCUAUAUCUGAUUGAUAUACCUGAGUAUGAAGAUGGAAAUAAGUAGGUAUUACUACUUCAUAUAAAGUUUGACGAGUUACCCAAAAAUGUAUAAAGUAUUCUUAGUAUAGAUAAUUGUGACGUAAGUAAACGGAUCCUUUGUAAGCCUAUAAAUAAUUGAAAAUUAUGAAUCAUAUUCCUUGUAAAGGAAAAACAAUUAUGUAGAUAUAUUUAGUAGAAGCAAACGUUUCUCUGACGAAGACGUUGAGUGAAUAGCAAUUUUGCUUUUCCAUUUAAAGGAUUUCACAGGAAAUAGCAAUCUAUGUUAAUUAUUCACUGAAAAACAAUUAUGGAUAUUUUUCAUGCCCGUGAAAAAUAAUGAACUAUCUGCAAAGUCACUCGUUGCCUCUUCGCACAUUAAUUAUGAUCUUUCUGAGGUACCUAUAAGUUGCAGAUCCCAAAAUUUAAAAAAAAACAUCCAACCCUUCGACGGCCUCCGCGGCGCAGUGGUAUGCGCGAUGGAUUUACAAAACGGAGGUCCUGGGUUCGAUCCCCGGCUGGGCAGAUUGAGAUUUUCUUAAUUUGUCCAGGUCUGGCUGGUGGGAGGCUUCGGCCGUGGCUAGUUACCACCCUACCGGCAAAGACGUACCGCCAAGCGAUUUAGCGUUCCGGUACGAUGCCGUGUAGAAACCGAAAGGGGUGUGGAUUUUCAUUCUCCUCCUAACAAGUUAGCCCGCUUCCAUCUUAGAUUACAUCAUCACUUACCAUCAGGUGAGAUUGUAGUCAAGGGCUAACUUGUAAAGAAUAAAAAAAAAACCCUGAUAUGCAUUUAGUUUUAAAAACACAUAGUUACGAGUAUGUACUUAGAUACUUCAGAGGGCUUAGUGGCAGUUUAAUACUGUGACGAUCGCGUUAACGUAAACGCGACUAAGAAAUUGAAACAGCGCCAUAUAGUGGCACUACACACAACUGUUUCUAUUCCCUAUAAAUUCGCGUUUACGAUAACGCGAUAGUAACAGUAUGAAAACAUUGAAAAAUCCCACUAGGCACACAGAAGAAAAUUUCGCUUGCUUAAGGAAAUUAAACGCUUUACCUACCCUAAAAUUGUGCAAUUUGACCAAUUACUAUUAUAAUUAGUUAGGUUAAGGAGCUUCUUGUGUAAUGUAAGGAUGUAAAUAAUUAAUUAAUUUAGAGACACGAAGCCUUACAGUGUAACUUAUAGAUCAACCUGAAAACUUUUGCUAGUCCGAUUUGGUUAACUUGUGGUAUUUACAUGUAUUUUUUUUAUUAAAUGUAGGUACCUAUACUUGUAUUCCACAAAAUAUCUAAUGCAUACAAACGUGGUAUUGAAGAUGAAUAAUUACAGAAACAAAUAAAUCGUUAUGUAUUUUAGAAAAUCGCCAAUUAAAUGAAUCAAGCUCAAUUAUGGUAUUUUUGAUUCCAUUAUUACAGAGUGUUUUGAAUGUAAUAACGUUUAGAUUUGAUGAUUUUCAAUCAAGCAAAACAAAUCAAUUAUUCACUGCUAAGGUUCGAGUACCUACCUAAAACUCGAGUACACGAUAAGUUUGCGCGUGGCGAAAAUCAAGAACUAAUCAAAUGCCGCCAUCUUGUUGUCUAUCUCUAUCUAUCUCUAGGCGGGUAAAAGAGAUCGCAGUAAAGCUGACAUCAAGAGCGCCACCAGUCGCGAGCAGACUUAUCUUGCGCGCACUCUAACUAUAGCUUGGCAAGUUCGUUGAUGACACUCCCUCUACUGAUGAUAUGCGGGUGACGGGAGGAAGAACUGCGCAGAUGUUAAGUCGUGCGCGCGGGGCAUCGCUACCUCCCGGCCCGCCCGGACCAUCGGGAGUAUUACGAACGAAUUUUUUAAGCUAUACGAGUAUCUCUGAUGCUGUUAUGACCAUCCAAUAGGCCCACAAGCCUGCAACGUUAACGGCAGAACAUCAUGCAGAGAGCCUAGUGGCAGUUUGAUACUAUGACGAUCGCGUUAACGUAAACGCAAAUUUCUAAGGAAUUGAAACAGCGCCAUCUAGUGAGACUACUGCACAACUGUUGCAAUUCCAUAUAAAUUCGCGAUUACUGUAACGCGAUAGUAACAUUAUGAAAACAUUGAAAACUCCUACUAGGCACACAGAUCGCGACCAACACAUGAUCAUUCAUCAUCAUGUGUGUUUAUUGGAUGAUGGGUGGCAAGCAUAGAAGAUGUACCUAGGUGUAGUCUCGAUCUAUACUCAGAUCGUUUAGAACAAACCUAUCCCAGGAAUUGUUGGGUGUUGAAUCAAUAAGUUACACUAGCAAGCAUUCUGUUGCACGACACGGUAAGCAAGAACUGCCUUAAUGUAAGCGUCUUCACAUUUCACGAUACAGCCUUAUUUUAUACCUUAGACUUAACUAAUGUACCCUAGGUUUAACGAAUUAGAGAAACAACUGUUCACUUUAACCCACAUAAAAUAAAUGAAUCUUUUUAA
Molecule: messenger RNA, 5769 nt
Organism: Bicyclus anynana (squinting bush brown)
Lineage: Eukaryota; Metazoa; Arthropoda; Insecta; Lepidoptera; Nymphalidae
Exons: 8
Coding region: 242-1471 (409 amino acids)
Source: RefSeq, a predicted model, not a curated record